ACGAGCCUUCGUAACUAUUGAUUUUUUCACUAAUCAACAUUUCAACACUUCGGCCAACACAAGGAUACACAUAUUUUACUGAAAAAAUCAAAUAAAACAAAAUAUGGAAUCAGAAUCCUUGUUGGAAAAUAAUGGUUUCGAUUUAACAAAAGACUCAAUGGAUUCAUCAUCCGAUACAAAUAAUAAAGUCAAAUUUAACGAAAAUAACAAUCAACAACAUAUUGUGCCGAUUGGCUUGCUAAUUGUUUUGCUAACAAUCUAUUUGGGACUGAGUGGUGUACAAAGCUGUUUCGCUAAUAGCUCCCAAAAUGAGGAUAUUUUAAAAUCUCUACCAAACUUGAUGUACAAUCAAGUCGAAAUUAAUGAGCGUCAACUGAUAUUGGAACGAUUCUUGGAAUAUAAGGAUAUAUGCAGGGAUUUGGAAAUAUUUACCAAAGAAAUAAACCGAACAAAGCCUAAGGUUCCAAACAAGUCGGCUGAGAUUAGAAAGAAAGAAACCACUUUGAAAACCGAAUAUAGGGACUAUAGUGGUAGUGGAAGUGGUAGCAGAGCUGUUGCUGAUGGCAGCGGAGAUGAAUGUGCCACCACCAAGUCUUACAGUAAGAAAUAUAAAAAGCCUAAAUCUAAAUAUUAUAUAAAAUUACCUAAUAAUCCAAAAAAUGGUUUCCACAAACACAAUAAAUCAACUAAAGCUAAAAAUGCCAGACAUCACGACAAAAAGGAUCUGAACAUAAAUAAGAAAAAUUCCUCGGCAGAACCAAUUAUAUAUCUUUUUGCCUUGGUUUUUAUUUAUUUGCUGUUGAAAGCAGCAUCAGAUAUCAAUCAGCAUUACAAAUCGGAAAACAAAAACGACAAACGUUUUAUGAGACGCUGUUCUUUGCAAUCCUAUGCUCAAGCUCACCGAGAUCGACGUUCAUCAAAAGAAUUGGCAUUGAAAACAAAACAACAACAGCAACAUCAACGCACAUUGGCAUCCUUGCAACGAUCCAUCAUUGCUGAACAGCAGAAGCCAAAACCACAACAACAACAACAUUUCUAUCAUCACCACCACCACCACAUCGAAACAUCAUCCGUUCAAAGAACACCAUCAACACCUCCCACACUCUCUCCGGCGCCCAGGAGCAGCCACGGCAAUUGGCAAUUGCUAAGACAACACAUGACACUAUCUGUAGAUAAUUCGGACCUAAUUGUAACACCCCUAACUAAACCAGAGUUCUCCUCCAUGAUGAAACGAAGACGUUGUUCGGUGCCAGUUGCUCUAAAUUACCAUAGACAAACCACUAAAAACUCCUCAAAUCCAAAUCCCUUGGGAACACUAACUGAUCCACUAAUCAGACGAACCUCCAUAACAAUGCCCCUGGAUAGCUUAGAUCCAUUGGCCGCAAGCGAUGGAACCAAACGUAGAGUACGCAUGAUAAACAGGCAUUAAAUUAUAUAUUUCAAAAAAAAAAA
Molecule: messenger RNA, 1452 nt
Organism: Musca domestica (house fly)
Lineage: Eukaryota; Metazoa; Arthropoda; Insecta; Diptera; Muscidae
Exons: 4
Coding region: 104-1429 (441 amino acids)
Source: RefSeq, a predicted model, not a curated record